This is a messenger RNA of Cornus florida, 1005 nucleotides long. RefSeq lists its product as uncharacterized. The transcript has 2 exons. NCBI's taxonomy places the organism in Eukaryota, Viridiplantae, Streptophyta, Magnoliopsida, Cornales, Cornaceae. Gene Ontology annotation, molecular function: RNA-DNA hybrid ribonuclease activity; nucleic acid binding. Bases 1 to 1005 code for a protein of 334 amino acids. Gene Ontology annotation, biological process: DNA integration. The record is from RefSeq and is a predicted model, not a curated record.
AUGGCGAAAGCUUUGGAAGUUGAACGACUAGUAGCAUAUACUGACUGUCAACUAAUAACUGGACAAGUCCAGGGGGAAUAUGAAGCCAAGGAUGAGAAGAUGAAGACCUAUUUACAUAAGAUAGAGGAUAUCAAGGGCUUUUUUAAGAAGUUUUCUAUUCACCGGAUUCCCAGAGAAGAGAAUACGCAGGCGGACGCCCUGGCUCGAUUGGCAACCACAGAGGAAGAUAAAGCCAUACCCGUGGGAUAUUUGGAUGAGCCUAGCACGGUCUGGGAUUGGCCACAGAAAAUACACCAGGUGGCCCAUGGCAUGGAGUGGGCAGAACCCAUUAUCAGGUACAUUGAGAACGAAGAGCUACCCCAGGACCGCAUGGAAGCACGAAAGAUUAGGAUGCGUGCGGCAAAAUAUUCCCUCGUUGAUGGGGUUCUCUACAAGAAGGGAUUUUCUCUACCCUACUUGCGUUGUGUCUCCAUUGAUGAGGCAAAUUACAUUCUAAAGGACAUACAUGAAGGCCUUUGUGGAAAUCAUGCUGGGGGCAGAUCAUUAGCGCAUAAAGCUAUCCGACAAGGAUACUUUUGGCCUACUAUGAGGACAGAUGCACUUGAGUUUGUGAAGAAAUGUGACAAGUUCGGAGCACCAAGGGUAAUUGUGACCGAUAAUGGGAAGCAGUUUGAAAGUGAGCAGUUCCUCGAUUUUUGUAAUGAACUUGAGAUCAAAGUUCAUUUCUCCUCUCCUGCCCAUCCCCAAGCCAAUGCGCAGGUUGAAGUCACGAAUAGGACAAUAUUGAAGAUGAUCAAGACACGCCUAGAAAAGGCCAAGGGCUUGUGGCCUGAACAACUACCCGGAGUUUUAUGGGCCUAUCGCACUACCGUAAGAACCCCUACUGGGGAGACCCCUUUUGGGUUAGCUUUUGGAAGUGAAGCUGUGAUCCCGGUAGAAACCAAGGUUGCUACCUUCAGAACCAAGUAUUUUGAACCUCAACAGACGGAGUGGAACUACGAUUAA